AUGCAGGUGUCCAGAAUACGAGAUUUCAUAACCAGGCCAUUCCAAAAUCUGACCGCCUUGGAGAAAGUGGUGCAAUGGUUACGGCUAGGAACGACACUGCUAAUUAUUUCUUUCGGGUUAGCGUUGACUGUUGGACCCCUUUCCUCACCGAGAACAUUGUACAUGUCGCGACUGGAUACCUAUUCUGCCGAUAUUACAACAGGUUUAUUCACCGUACUAAGAAAAUCCAUGGAACAGUCAACAUCUACAGAAGAAAAUAACGGUGUAGGUCUGACAACAUCCGAAUUAUAUAUCCUGACUGCAUACACAGAGAGCCAAAUCAAAAAUGUUCCUCAAUAUAUCACAGUGUCACUUUAUGGCAGAUGUGAUUCCACCUAUACUAUGAUAGAGGUAUUCGAUUCAGAGGGAAACAUGCAUAGUGUAAAGAAUUCAACUACUAAGAGUACCUGCACGAGCGCAGGAACAAAUUACCUUUUUGACUAUCGUGAAGUUUUAGCAAAUCUGGGCUUAGAUAUUGUUUUAGAUUAUGCCUACAACAAAAUUGGUUCACAACAGGCUGAGAGCUCUGCAUAUAUGACGUAUAUGAAGGGACUAAAGUAUAAAAAGGCCAAUGUGUUACAUUUGCUCUAUGCAGUUAUCAGUUUGCAGGUGUGUAUCUUAUUCUUCAUGAUAUGGUACUACUAUAUAAAGGGAAGAUUUCUGAAUGCGCUGAAAGAAAGAGCACUUGUUCAUAUCACUUCUCUACUAUCACUGGUAGUUUUCAUUGGUGGUCUAACAAGUACCAUAAGUCUCGCUUGGGUCAACUACACUAUACAGUCUAGAAUCAACACAGAAUUAGAGGCAUUUGGGUUUUCUUACCAUCUUGGUGUCGCGUGGUUUGCCCUCCUGUGGUGCUUUGCAGGUUUAAUCUCCGUUUCAUGUUUAGCCUGGUCAGGUUUGGAAUGGUGUAUUUCCGAUAACGGAACGUCCUAUGGAGGUGGAGUCGAUGAUAAAUUCUUGGGUUACCAAGCUGGCGUAUUUACUGAUGCAGAUAUGGAUGAUGAGCUUUCCUACAAUCAGCGUUACCCACAGCGACAGUCUACUUCGGGUGAGGCUGAACUGAUGAGAAAUAGUGAUACCAUGGCAACGAUAAGCAAGAUUGCCAAUGGUAUCCCUAAUAGGCCUGAGCAAGUCACCACAAAUUCAGAUUUUGGAAAUGACACCACAGACAUAGAAGAUAGCGAUAGGAACGUGCCAUUUUCUAGUAGAGAGGAAUUUGAAUUGCAGGACAUAAGAUUCCGUUCAAGCAACGACAGCGAAGAGAGUGUGCAAAGGGUUAUCAAGCCUUCAUCCGCAUUACAAUUUUGA
Molecule: messenger RNA, 1347 nt
Organism: Saccharomyces kudriavzevii IFO 1802
Lineage: Eukaryota; Fungi; Ascomycota; Saccharomycetes; Saccharomycetales; Saccharomycetaceae
Gene: ECM7
Product: Ecm7p
Exons: 1
Coding region: 1-1347 (448 amino acids)
Biological process (GO): fungal-type cell wall organization
Cellular component (GO): cell cortex of cell tip; plasma membrane
Source: RefSeq, a predicted model, not a curated record